AUGGCCGGAACUUUGGACGAAGAAGAAGCAAGUGAAGCGUCGCCAGAGAUACCAAGAUCGGCGACAGCGUUACGAGCAGACUACCGGGUGGACCAAGUCCGGAUUUGGCAUGGAACAUUGGAGCGACCCCGCGAUAUGACGGAGACAGAAUACCAGCCGUUCGUACGGUAUUGCAUGGAAUUCUUCAUGCGUGGCACUGUACUAUGGAAAAAGGACUCACAUGGGCGUCACAAGGUGGUAGUGACACCGGAGCAGCGAUGGUCAGUCCUGAAGUCGGCGCACGACAAUGUUGGUCACAAAGGGUUCUAUGCGACACGGGCCCUACUCACCGAACGGUUUUGGUGGCCUUACAUGGCCGAUAAUAUUGCGUGGUUCGUCCGGACCUGCGACUUGUGUCAGCAACGACAAGUGCGGAAGAUCCGCAUACCUCCAACGGUCGCGGUACCAGCACCCAUCUUUGCCAAGAUAUACAUGGAUACGAUGCAUCUCCCCACGAGCGGCGGCUUCAAGUACAUUGUCCAGGGUCGAUGCUCGCUGACACACUACCCAGAGUGGAGGAUGCUCCGCCGAGAAAACGCGUCGACCCUGGCAAACUGGAUCUUCCAAGACAUCUUGUGUAGGUGGGGGACCCUGCUAGAAAUCGUCACAGAUAACGGUACCCCGUUCGUGAAAGCACUCACACACCUGGAGAAACAAUACAAGAUACGGCACAUUCGGAUAUCGGGAUACAACUCACAAGCAAACCUGUCCGAGCGACCGCACUUCGAUGUACGAGAAGCCUUGUAUAAGGCAGCAGAUGGAAAUCAGUCGAAAUGGCACACCGUGGCGCACUCCGUCUUUUGGGCGGACCGUGUUACCGUCCGACGGCGCAUGGGGUGUUCCCCGUUCUUUGCGGUCACUGGCGCACACCCGUUACUACCACUCGACAUCUCGGAGGCCACUUACCUGCUUCCCCCUCCCGAGAGCGUCCUCUCGACCACCGAACUCAUUUCGCAGCGUGCUAUCGCACUACAGAAACGCCAAGAGCAGUUGGCCUGGCUCCACUCCGACGUCUUCGAAGCCAGGGUCCAGGCGGCGAUCCGGUUUGAGCGGGACCACGCAUAUACAAUCCGCGACUACAACUUUCAGCAAGGGGAUCUGGUUUUGAUGCGCAACACCGCUAUCGAGAAGUCACUCAGCCGCAAAAUGCGCAAACAAUAUCUGGGACCGUUAAUAGUCAUUUCGAGGAACAAGGGCGGCGCCUACAUUCUCUGUGAGCUGGACGGCGCCGUUUUUCACCGACCCAUUGCAGCUUUCCGUGUCAUCCCAUAUUUCGCAAGGGAAACAAUCGAGCUUCCCCCUCUUGAAGACCUGCUCGAUAUAUCGAUGGAACGGCUCAGAGAGAUGGAGGAGUCGAUCCUGGAGGACCCGGAGGACGAGUCAGAUGAAGAAGAGACGGGAGAGAAGAGCGAAGAAGCCUUGGCCAUCCAAACGGGACCCCGACGGAAAAGUCCUUGCCCGACGGCGCCAUCACCCAAGCCAGCUGUCACUUACCACCGCAAUAACCCCUCAUAUUCACACGGCGUCGACGGACUGACAGGGGACUGUCAGGAUUUAAGUUGGAGGGAGAUGACGAGCUCGGGGUCGCUUUGA
This is a messenger RNA of Mycena citricolor, 1632 nucleotides long. The record is from the annotation of a GenBank genome assembly. Lineage: Eukaryota; Fungi; Basidiomycota; Agaricomycetes; Agaricales; Mycenaceae.